GGAGGAGAUGACUGUUACAUCGAAAAAGGAGGAGGAAGAAGAGGAGGAAACUGGAUAUCUGGGCCCGGUUUCCCAAAUGCAUCUUAAGGCAUCCAAUGGUUCUAAUGAUGAAUUUAGCCAUAAGAUGGUUUUGAGAAACCGUUCCCUGAUUAACACUAGUGAGAGACGGGACUACCGUGGGUCCUCUGGGGAGCCUCAACAACAUCAUGAUGCUGACGAGGCAGAGAAGAGUCUCUCCACAUCAGAACACCUCAAUAAACACCUGCGGAGAUCCACAAGGAAGAGAUCUCACCGCUGUUCUGAUUGUGGGAAAUGUUUAAAAUCUUCAUCAGUACUUAAAAUACACCCGAGAAAUCACAUGGGAGAGAAACCUUACUGCUGCUCUGACUGUGGGAAGAGUUUUACUCUGUCAACCAGCCUGAUAUCACACCAGAGAACACACACAGGAGAGAAACCUUAUAGCUGUGAUCAAUGUGGGAAGAUUUAUACUAAGUCUAGCUGUCUUGUUGUACACCAGAGAACACACACAGGAAAGAAAUCGUAUAGCUGUGAUGAAUGUGGGAAGAUUUAUACUAAGUCUAGCUGUCUUGUUGUACACCAGAGAACACACACAGGAGAGAAACCUUAUAGCUGUGCUCAAUGUGGGAAGAGUUUUACCAUGUCUAGCAGUCGGACUAGACACCAAAGAACACACACAGGAGAGAAACCUUAUAGCUGUACUCAAUGUGGGAAGAGUUUUACUUGGCUAAACAACCUAGUAUCACACCAGAGAACACACACAGGAGAGAAACCUCAUAGCUGUAAUCAAUGUGGGACGAGAUACUCUGAUAAAAGAUCUCUGAUUAAUCAUCAGAAA
Molecule: messenger RNA, 856 nt
Organism: Salvelinus sp. IW2-2015
Lineage: Eukaryota; Metazoa; Chordata; Actinopteri; Salmoniformes; Salmonidae
Product: zinc finger protein 180-like
Biological process (GO): regulation of transcription by RNA polymerase II
Cellular component (GO): nucleoplasm
Molecular function (GO): RNA polymerase II cis-regulatory region sequence-specific DNA binding; DNA-binding transcription repressor activity, RNA polymerase II-specific
Source: RefSeq, a predicted model, not a curated record